This is a messenger RNA of Nilaparvata lugens (brown planthopper), 2659 nucleotides long. RefSeq names its product kelch-like protein diablo (gene dbo). The record is from RefSeq and is a predicted model, not a curated record. NCBI's taxonomy places the organism in Eukaryota, Metazoa, Arthropoda, Insecta, Hemiptera, Delphacidae. Gene Ontology annotation, molecular function: protein binding. The coding region runs from base 423 to 2198 and encodes 591 amino acids. The transcript is spliced from 11 exons.
UGUGUGUGACUUCUGUGUUCUGUCUGCUCCUGCUGCAGCUGCAGAAAUUUUACAAAAUUUACGACAUAUGACAGUGUUUUUAGGUGUUAUUUUCUGAAUUAUCUAAGAAAUUUUCGUAUUUUGAUUUAAUAGAAAGUGUAAUAAAUGUAAAUGAAAAAGCCAUAAGCUGAAUGAAAAAGACAUUUACCUAUGUAAGAUCACUCUUUCAAAUAAGCUAUCAAUAAUAACCUAUUGGAUAGAGCCAGUGAAAUUUACUUGUGUUGUUCUUUUUCUCAAGUUGAUGUUGAUCUUUUGAGCUAAAACCAGUGCCAGUCUUUAUAGGCUUCUUAAACUGGUGAUCAAACUUAUCAAAGAUUGACUCGGUGUGGGGUUGGGCGUCGCCGCCGCUGCGACUGCAACUGGCCGGUCUAGCGCGCUCCAGGAUGGGCGACAUGGUGGGUGGGGCUGAGCGGGUCGGUGGCGGGGGGGACCAGGGGGCCCCCUCCCCCGCCCGCCUCGCCCACACCUCCGAGAAGCACCCGCGCGGCACCCUCACCGAGCUCAACGUUCUGCGGCGUCAUCGCGAGCUCUGUGACGUCGUGCUCAAUGUCGGGCCCCGCAAGAUAUUCGCGCACAGGGUGAUCCUCUCAGCGUGCAGUCCGUACUUCAGAGCAAUGUUCACUGGCGAACUAGCAGAGUCGAGGCAAACCGAAGUAACAAUCCGUGAUAUUGAUGAAGUUGCUAUGGAACUACUAAUCGAUUUUUGUUAUACCUCGCAUAUAGUUGUAGAAGAAGCCAACGUACAAACUCUAUUACCAGCAGCAUGUUUACUUCAGUUGGCUGAAAUUCAAGAAAUAUGCUGCGAGUUUUUGAAACGGCAGCUGGAUCCAUCCAAUUGUUUAGGAAUUCGUGCUUUUGCAGACACACAUUCAUGCCGCGAAUUGUUGCGAAUCGCUGAUAAAUUCACGCAACACAAUUUCCAAGAGGUAAUGGAAAGCGAAGAAUUCCUAUUGCUUCCUGUGUGUCAACUGGUUGAUAUAAUUUCUAGUGAUGAAUUGAAUGUAAGGACUGAAGAACAAGUAUUCAGUGCAGUGAUGUCUUGGGUUAAAUAUAAUGUAUCCGAAAGGAGACAGCAUUUGUCACAGGUUCUACAACAUGUGCGUCUACCUCUUCUUAGUCCGAAAUUCUUAGUUGGAACCGUUGGCUCUGACCUUCUAGUACGAAGUGACGAAGCGUGCCGCGAUUUGGUCGACGAGGCUAAGAAUUACCUGCUGCUACCUCAGGAGCGUCCUCUCAUGCAAGGACCCCGAACUCGGCCCCGAAAGCCCACAAGACGGGGAGAAGUUCUCUUUGCCGUUGGUGGGUGGUGCAGUGGCGAUGCGAUUGCGUCGGUCGAGAGGUUCGACCCGCAGACGGUCGACUGGAAGAUGGUGGCCUCCAUGAGCAAACGGCGCUGCGGUGUGGGUGUGGCCGUCCUCAAUGAUCUCUUGUAUGCUGUCGGUGGCCACGACGGACAAUCGUAUCUCAACAGUAUCGAACGGUACGAUCCACAAACAAACCAGUGGUCAUGUGACGUGGCUCCUACAACCUCGUGCAGAACCAGUGUGGGAGUCGCCGUACUCGAUGGCUUUCUGUAUGCCGUUGGCGGACAGGAUGGAGUUCAGUGCUUGAAUCACGUUGAACGAUACGACCCGAAAGAGAACAAGUGGGGCAAAGUGGCCCCCAUGACAACGAGGCGACUGGGAGUGGCUGUGGCGGUGCUGGGCGGCUACUUGUAUGCUAUCGGGGGCUCAGAUGGACAGUGUCCACUCAAUACAGUGGAGCGGUAUGAUCCUCGUCAGAACAAGUGGACUCAAAUGCCUCCGAUGUCGACGAGAAGAAAACACCUUGGCUGCGCGGUGUUCAACAAUGUGAUCUACGCGGUGGGGGGCCGCGACGACUGCAUGGAGUUGUCUAGUGCAGAGCGCUUCAAUCCUCUUGCCAACUCGUGGUCUCCUAUCGUCGCCAUGACGUCACGACGAAGUGGGGUUGGAUUGGCGGUUGUCAACGGCCAAUUGUAUGCUGUCGGUGGAUUCGAUGGAACGGCCUACCUCAAAACAAUAGAAGUUUACGACCCAGAGCAAAACCAGUGGAGGUUAUGUGGUGCAAUGAAUUAUCGUAGGCUGGGCGGGGGUGUGGGGGUUAUGCGAGCCCCCCAAACCGAGAAUUACUUCUGGUAACAGUGCAUUCUUCCAAUCGAAAUGGAAUUCAUGUGUUCACACAUUAAAAAAAAUCACAUAAUUGAAUGACUCAAUCAUAACUUCUGUUGCACGUAAUAGUUAGUGUUCAACAGUUGCAAAAUCAUGUAUCGUUGAAUAGUGCUAAUAUAUAAUAUAUGUAUAUUUCAAUUGUGUAUAAAUCUCCCUUCAUCCCGAAACGUGAUAAUAAUUAUAAUGUAUAUUCUUAUGCACUUAUAUGUUUUAAUUUAAGCACUAUCGACGUAAUGUUGAUAAAAUCAUUUAAUGCCAUUUUGAUACUUUAAAUUCUCAAGUAUAUUUUAUUUUUGUUGAAAUUUGGAAUGUUUCUAGGUGUUUCAUUCAUAAUCUAAUGAUUAUGGGUAUGACUUUGUUUAAUAUGUGAAGAAUUGUUGAAUUUAACAUUUUUUGCUGCAUUGUUAAUUAAAUCGCUAUGAAUACUUCGA